AUGAGCUCGCCGUCAUCGACAGCGUCCGACUCGACACCUCCGUCGCCUGCAUCAUCGGCUACUACGCUGGCCGCCCUGGGUGAUUUAUCGCUCAAAGACCCUGCGUCCAUAUCUGACAAGGAUAAAGCCGAAGCAGCGAGACUCAAAGCUGAAGGGAAUGCACAGUUUCAAAAAAACCAGUUUGCCGAGGCAGCGCUCAAAUACUCCGAAGCUCUCGAAUAUAACCCAUUUGAUGCAACCUUGUAUUGCAACCGCGCCUAUAUGAGAAUGAAGAUUGAACAGCAUGGAUACGCGAUUGACGAUGCAACUAAAGCAAUCGCCCUUGAUCCCAAAUACGUCAAAGCAUAUUACAGACGAGCUGUGUGUUAUUUGGCGAUCUUGAAGCCCCAACAGGCUGUUACGGAUUUUAAGAAAGCUGUACAACUGGAUCCCAAGAAUGCGAAUGCCAAGACACAAUUGGAUGCGACCGUCAAGUUGGUUCGAAGGAUAGAGUUUGAGAAGGCUAUUGAAGUCGGAGAGGAAGAGUCUUCGGUCACUCGCUGUAGGGAGAUAAUCGCUCAAGGUGGCUGCGAUGUCGACGCCUCGUAUACCGGAAUCAAACUCCCCACUGAUGCGGAUGGAAAAUACACCAUCGACCAAGCCUUCAUGGAUUCAAUGAUUGCGACAUUCAAAGACGGGAAGAGCAUACAUCGGCGGUAUGCGUGGGAGAUUGUACUCGCAUCUUGGGAUCUACUGAGCAAAGAGGAGUCGUUGGUCGAGCUUCAACUUGAGGAAGGAGUAGAUUGCGACAUAAUUGGGGAUACCCAUGGUCAAUUCUACGAUCUCGUUCAUCUCUUAUCGUUAACCGGUCCACCAAGCGAGAAGCACUGUUUAGUAUUCAACGGGGACUUCGUCGACCGAGGCUCCUGGUCCGUCGAAGUUGCGCUGACGUUGUUUGCUUACAAGUGGCUCUAUCCAAAUCGGGUAUUUUUGAACCGAGGGAAUCAUGAAACUAAGGACAUGAACAAGGUAUACGGAUUCGAGGGCGAAGUUAAACACAAACACGGAGAGAUGACUUAUAAGCUUUGGGCAGAGGUGUUUACAGCUCUGCCUCUGGCUACCUUGGUUUCCCCCUCUCUCCCACCCAUUGAAACAGGAAAGGCAACAGCUAUUCUUUCACCCGAAGGUCGUAAGCGAUUCUUCAUUGUUCACGGAGGCCUGUUUUCUCGCGACGAUGUCACAUUGGAAGAAAUCAAGAAGAUCCCGAGGAUCGGAAGGCAGCCCGGCAAUGAAGGACUUAUGUGCGAGUUGCUGUGGACAGAUCCCCAAGAAGCGAAUGGCCGGGGACCUAGCAAACGGGGAGUGGGACUAGGAUUUGGCCCUGACGUUACACGAAAGUGGUGCGAACUUAACGGUGUGACGGGGAUCCUUCGCUCGCACGAAGUUAGGCAAGGAGGAUAUGCCAUCGAACAUGACGGGCUUUGUACCACCGUAUUUAGCGCUCCUAAUUAUGUUGAUCAGGUUGGAAACAAAGGCGCGUAUGUUCGCAUCGACGCACGAGGAGAGCGAUCGUACUUCACGUUCGAGGCUAAGCCCCAUCCACCAAUAAAACCUAUGGCAUAUGGGAAUGCGGGACUAGAAUGCUGGGAAAAGGACGACGAUUAUGGAGAAGAUAUAGGGAAGGCAGAAAUUGGCUAUUACCAAAACUACACGAACAAGUACAAGUUUAUCAUGGUGGUCUAUUACUUGGCCCCACUGGCGGCUACGGAGUCUAAUUCGACUCCCGAACCAACCGAGCUCGCCAACGGCAAGCGCUUCCAACCCAUUAUCGACCUCGGUCAUAAACCAUUCUUUGGACCCGCCUCGUGA
Messenger RNA from Rhizoctonia solani, 1848 nucleotides. RefSeq names its product protein phosphatase 5. The record is from RefSeq and is a predicted model, not a curated record. Gene Ontology annotation, molecular function: protein serine/threonine phosphatase activity; protein binding. Lineage: Eukaryota; Fungi; Basidiomycota; Agaricomycetes; Cantharellales; Ceratobasidiaceae. The transcript has 20 exons. The coding region runs from base 1 to 1848 and encodes 615 amino acids. Gene Ontology annotation, cellular component: nucleus; cytosol.